Messenger RNA from Scylla paramamosain (green mud crab), 3930 nucleotides. It is a transcript of the gene twr, whose product is annotated as signal peptidase complex catalytic subunit SEC11A-like. The transcript has 5 exons. Gene Ontology annotation, molecular function: serine-type endopeptidase activity. The record is from RefSeq and is a predicted model, not a curated record. Bases 111 to 650 code for a protein of 179 amino acids. Lineage: Eukaryota; Metazoa; Arthropoda; Malacostraca; Decapoda; Portunidae. Gene Ontology annotation, cellular component: signal peptidase complex; membrane.
GUGAAGUGAGGUGCAGUGUGUUGUGUUGUCAGUGUGGCCGCCACGGAGGUAAACAGCACGUCAACCCGGCACUCGCUUUCACAUAUUGCGGUCCCUGAAACGCCGGCAAAAUGUUGCAGCUCGAUUUUCUGGACGAUUUAAGACGAAUGAACAUGCGUCAGCUGUUCUACCAAUUGCUGAAUUUUGCCAUGAUUGUGUCGUCAGCACUCAUGAUAUGGAAGGGCCUCAUGGUGGUGACUGGCAGUGAAAGUCCCAUUGUUGUUGUCCUCAGUGGCAGCAUGGAACCAGCCUUUCAACGAGGAGAUCUUCUUUUCCUCACCAACUACGAGCAGGAACCCAUCCGUGCUGGGGAGAUUGUUGUUUUCAAGGUGGAGGGACGUGACAUACCGAUUGUUCACCGUGUCAUGAAGGUCCAUGAAAAGGAAGAUGGAUCAGUCAAGUUCCUAACCAAGGGUGACAACAACAAUGUGGAUGACCGUGGGCUUUAUGCUAAUGGCCAAGCGUGGCUAAACCGGAAAGAUGUGGUAGGACGAGCACGAGGUUACGUCCCCUUCAUUGGGAUUGUCACUAUCAUCAUGAAUGAUUAUCCGAAGUUCAAGUAUGCAGUAUUGGCUGGGCUGGGACUAUUUGUACUAGUACAUCGGGAAUGAAGUAAUGUAAUAGACAUUUCUUAAGUCCGUUAUUUCUUGUAAAAAAAUCAAGUGCCAACUUUUGGCAUUCAUAGAUUCCAUUCUUAUUUUCAUUCUUAUACCUUAAUUGAGGUGCUUAAUUGUACUGGUAAACAAGACUGAAAAUACAAAUUUUUAUAAGAAUUUUUUUGUUUUGUUUUUAGUAACCAUCAGCAAAAAAGAACUGCUUUUGUAUUGUAAUUGACAGUUAGGUGUUUACCUUAUGUAGCAUGCACCAUUCUUACACAAUACAUGUUUGUUUACUUAUGUGAAUAUCAUGUAUAUAUAUUUACAUAUACCAAUAAAUGCUCUGGUUUAGCAGAUGUAGUGUACAUCAAAAGAUUAAUGAUACAUGAACAUAUACAAUAUGCAGUGUAUUUUCUAUCACAUGGAUGCAUUAUUCUUUUAUACCCAAAAAGAAAAAGAGGUUAUAGAAUAAGUAGUAAAAUGAGUGUGACAUUUUAAGUACAUGUGAAAUUUAUGUAUGUAAAAUACUUAGACUGACCACUUAUUGUCUGAGUGAUAGUACUCUUUACAAAGAUAACAAAGUAUUAGGAAGUUAUCAGCUACCAUCUAUCAGUGUAUAUUAUAUAAAUGUUCAAAAUGUCUCAAGUUUAAAGAUGAAAAAGUACAUUUUUGUGGUUGUAUAAUCAACUGAAAGUAUUCUUAGAUAUCACAUGUAACUUUUAUAUCAUUGUGUUAUUUAUACAAGAAUAUUGGUUAAAUUCAUAGUCUCUUAUGAGUAAGUUAAUCAUCUGCAAAGUGAUCUCAAAUGGUCAAGCUUCCCUCUCUUGUCUAUAAAAUCAGUAUUAAAAACCAUCUAAAUUGUCAGGUGUAUUUGCGUUGAUGUGUGUGCCUAUCUGCACUCACUUUCAUUAGCUGUUAUUCCUAAAUUGUUUGAUCUCAUCAAAGAGCCGCUCUCACUUUUGCUUUCAGUAUUGGAAGUGAGUGGGAGGGAUGGCUAGCACUGACUGUGAUAGUGGGGCUCAUGACCAUUGAUUAUAUCAGAGUUCACCUUGGUGAUUAUGGGAUCAGUGAAGAAUGUUAUAGUAGACAUUGUCCAAGAAUACUUCAGAUUGAUUAUUUAGUAAAGAAAGCACCUUUGUUAUUAGUGCAGCCAUAAAAGAAACUUGACAGCAGUUAGUGUUUUCCUGGGCUGAAAGUUAAAUAUGAUAUGCAACUGGAGUUGUUCUGGUGUCACUCCAAAUAUUCAGACCUUUUCAUGGUUGUAGUUGAAUGGAUUCUACAUUUAAAGAUUUUUGGUGUUGGGGGGGAUUAUGGUGAUUGUUUUCCUUUUAUGUUUUUUGCUUGUUGUUUACAGGUUAUGUUAUACCUGUUGGAAUAGCUUCUUAACCCAAACAGUGUCAGGAUCAUGACAUAGUAAAGAAGUUCCAAUCUUUUUGUUAGUGGCAUAUCUUAAAGUAAGCCAUUUUACUACCAUGCUUAUGGUGCAUGGUUAAAAUCAUGUAUGUAAUGCUGAGAGGUUUGCCUCCAUGAACUGAAACAUUGGUAGCUCUUUGGGACAACAGAUGAGCUUAUGAGUAUGGCUGAUGUAGAUGAUCCUGACUUUUAGGCCCCCAGCCUACUCUAUGAUUAUGUGAAUGUCUCUGUCUACUUUCUAUUUCUUUUUUUCAUAUUUCCACCACCCCUUCCCUACAUGACAGAGACAGUCCCUUACCCAUCUCCUGAAAAACAAUAAUAAUAAUAUAAAGAAAUAAAAUAAAUAAUUAAAAAUAAAUAGAUAAUAAUGAAAUGAAAAUAUGGUAAUAAAUGACACUAUAUUAUGCAACAUAUACCGAUGCAGAGACAGUUAACUUUUGCCACUGAAAAAUUAGGAAGUGAUGCACCAAUAGUUGUUCAUCACUCAUAAAGCAAAAUGAAAAUUGCCACUCAUUCUUACUUCUGCAGGUAGUGUAAGUAGCUCAACUGCUAGUGACUAUUAACUUUUUGCCACAUUCUUUGAGCCACCAAUUACUUUAUUACUGAUAUUCCUUCACUGUAGAACAGAAAACUUAAAACAUGAAAAUGCAAGAGUUGGAAAGCACUGGGGUUUGUAAAACAUAUAUAAAUCAACCAACACUGUAUGGGUUAAAAGUAAUGAUGCGGUGCAGGAAGUAGGCAAUUCAUUCUCAGUUGAUUUUAGUUUUAGAAAAUCAUCAGAUGAGUAUAAGUGCACUGAUUCUCUUCAGAUUUUCAUAGUAUGCAGACUUUUGGAAAUGUUUUUGAAAAAUCAUAAAUUGUAAAUAAAUAAAUAACAAAAUCUUCAAGGUGGUGUCUCAUGUUACUAGCUCUACAAAAUUAUUCCAAUUUUAUUACUGGAAGUCAUCAUGUCUAGUUUGGUAAUCAAGUAAAAAUGCAGCUUUCAGUGGCAUGUCUCAGCAGGAAAACUGGCAUGAUGUAAACAUUACAUUACAAAAAUUUUAAUAAGCAUUCUGCAACUUUUCAUUUACUAAUUUCUUCUAUACAAGGACACCUCAUCAUCAGAUAUGACUGCAACAAAAAAUAAUUAGCAUUAGAAAAGACUAAAGAAUACAUUUACACAUUUUAUAAUAAAAUUUUUCUCUUACACAUGGUAAUAUUAAAAGAUUACUACAUAGUGGAUAUAAUAUAGCUUGCAAUAUUUUACAUGAUAAUAAUGCAAGAAAGGCAGAAGUGUUCUUGUGAAGCUGUUUCAGAUGUCUAGUACAUACACCACUGAUGUAUGUGAGCUGUCACAUUGACAGUGAAGUAAUACAGAUUUGUACUUAUAAUCACAAACAUGAACAUUCUCACUGUUCACACUAUAUGUUUCCUUUUUUUUUUUUUUUUUUCUGUAAUUGACUAGCAGUGAAAAAUCACAUAUAAGUGCCACUGGAUGACAGUAUGAAUGCAAAUUUCUCAAGCACUAAGGUUUAAAGCUAAAAAUGCAGCUUUCGUUUUCAUAUUCUUGUCACCACUAAUAAUCUAUGACUUCAAAUUACUAAGGAAGUUGAUGUAUAUACUGCCUCUGAAGCCAUUCAUUGUUAAUUUUUAUCAACUAUUUCAUUUGGUUUGUAUUUGUUUAUUAGCUUACCUUACCCAUUUUGGUUAUUCAAAAACCUCACAUCAGAAAUACAAAUUUUUUCAUGAAAUACCACCUUCAAGAAUUUUGGAUCUCCAGGUUCAAAAUGGAGGUUCAAACAUUACUCUUAAAGUAAGGCAUACCCUUCUUUUUAUUGUGAGUGUCUAACUUUCUUUCUACAAGUUUUUUAUAGUUAAAAAUAUAAUAAAAUGUACGUACACA